Acanthochromis polyacanthus (spiny chromis) is the source of this 3121-nucleotide messenger RNA. Its product is annotated as zinc finger protein 883-like. Gene Ontology annotation, molecular function: DNA-binding transcription factor activity, RNA polymerase II-specific; RNA polymerase II cis-regulatory region sequence-specific DNA binding. The transcript has 2 exons. Lineage: Eukaryota; Metazoa; Chordata; Actinopteri; Pomacentridae. Gene Ontology annotation, biological process: regulation of transcription by RNA polymerase II. The coding region runs from base 93 to 1784 and encodes 563 amino acids. The record is from RefSeq and is a predicted model, not a curated record.
AGUGUGACACCCGGCGGAUGUAAACAAAGAAGCAUGAGCAGAGUUAGCUUCACUGCUGUGUGGACUGAGCUAUAAAACGGCUGUAUUAUAGUAUGAAUGAGAAAUAUCAGAGCGAUAAAGUAACGAUGUGUUCAGUUGAGUAUCUGAGAGAGUUGAUCAGCGACAGACUAGCUGCUGCUGCUGGAGAAAUAUUCUCAGAGUUUGAAAAAACCAUCGUCCAGUACCAGGAGGAGAUCGAUCGUCAGCGCAGACUGCUGGAUGUCAUCUGGAAACCACACAUCCCCUUACAGCCCAUAGAGCUCCCACAGUCUUAUGUCUGUGAGAAUGAGAAGACUGUUGUUGACCAUCAGCCCCAUGACCAGGAGAGAAACUCCGUGGUGGACCAUGAGGACCCAGAGCCUCUACGGAUUAAAGAUCAGCAGGAGGAACUCUGCACCAGUCAGGACCAAUCAAACCCAGAGAUUUCUCAAAUUAAAAUGGAGCAGGAAGAAUUGUGCACCAGUCUGGACCAAUUAGACCCAGGGUUACCACAAAUUAAAGUGGAACAGGAUGAACUCUGCUCCAGUCAGGAGGAAGAGUUAAUUGGAUUGAAACAGGAGACUGAUACCUUUGAGGUGACUCCUGCUGAUGAGGAAAGUGACCACAGUGAACCAAAACCAAACAGUGAUCAGCUCCUGUUUCACAUCUCUUGUGUAGCUGAGAGCCCAGAUCAGGAAGGAAGCAAGAAUGUGGACUCAGGAUCAACUAGAUGUAUCGAGCUGAAACCAAGACAUCAGAGUAACAACAGUCACAGUAAUGAUGUAGACAAUGCUCCAACAUCAGCGAGACAGUGUGAUAAUGACAAGGCAACAAAAUCUGUAACUUGCAAAGUCUGUGGAAAAGCUUUUAGUCGUAAAUCAGAUUUAAUCAAACAUCACAGAACCCACACAGGUGAGAAGCCAUAUUCUUGUGAAACCUGUGGGAAAAGCUUCAGUCAACAGACCCAUUUGACUGCCCACAUGAGAUGUCACACAGGUGAGAAGCCAUAUUCUUGUGGAACCUGUGGACAAAGCUUCAGUCAACGGACCUCUUUGACUGACCACAUGAGACUUCACACAGGUGAGAAGCCAUAUUCUUGUGGAACCUGUGAAAAAAGCUUUAGUCGACGAACCUCUUUGACUGAACACAUGAUACAUCACACAGGUGAGAAGCCAUAUGCUUGUGGAACCUGUGAAAAAAGCUUUAGUCGACGGACCUCUUUGACUGAACACAUGAGAUGUCACACUGGUGAGAAGCCGUAUGUUUGUGGAACCUGUGAAAAAAGCUUUAGUCGACGGACCCAUUUGACUGAACACAUGAGAUGUCACACAGGUGAGAAGCCAUAUGUUUGUCACAUUUGUGGAAAAAGAUUUUCUGGUUCAUCAGCACAUAAUAGGCACAUGGCAGUUCACAAAAUGGUAAAGCCAUAUUCUUGUGGAACCUGUGGAAAAAGCUUCAGUCAACGGCGCUCUUUGACUGACCACAUGAGACGUCACACAGGUGAAAAACCAUAUGUUUGUAACAUUUGUGGAAUAAGAUUUUCUGGUUCAUCAGCACAUAAUAGGCACAUGGCAGUUCACAAAAUGGGAAAGCCAUAUUCUUGUGGAACCUGUGGUAAAAGCUUUAGUCAUCAGACCUAUUUGACUGUCCACAUGAGAUGUCACACAGGUGAGAAGCCAUAUUCUUGUGGAACCUGUGGAAAAAGCUUCAACUGUAGUUAUCGAUUAAAAGCCCACAUGAGAAUCCACACAGCUGAGAAGUCGUGAUCCUGAAACAUCUGUGGAAAACAUAAUGUCAGAACUAAGGUUGAAACAACAUGUAAGAAUUGGUACAGGUUAAAAGUAGAUGUUUUAGAUUUAAAGCACCUUUAGUCUGUGCUUCAACAACAAUUGUGAGGAAGUAUGUAAGCGAUCCUUGAUGAUUAGACCAGAUGGAGUCUGGACUGUGGUGGAGCAGCAGGCAGAAGAACCAAACUGAGUGUCUGGAUGGAUAUGGUAUUGGUACAGACUGCUACAUUUCUGCUAUCAUGACAUCCUUCAUCAGCAGAGCAGUGAUUGGAGAUAAUGUGAAGCUGUUUGGAACAUUUUCACUUUCUGCUGAGAGAACAUGGCUGUUCAGGUGUGAACAUACUGCUGGAAUCCACUCAGCUUGAGCUCUGCUGUCUUUCAAGUAAAAGGAGGCAACGAGAUACAGAGACAUUGUUACAGUAGGACACAACAGAGUGUGUCACUGCAGCAAUGGAGAUCUGGACGUGAAAUAAAGUUGUAAUAAAAAGUCUACAGCUCCAUGACUGCUUCAUGAAAUGUUUUGAAUGUUUUAAACAGAUGAACAUUUACAAGUUGUUUCAUAAUUAAUGUAACAUUGAAGUUCCCCAGCAAGAAUAACUCUGAGUCAGAUAUCAAAGACAUAACCAACAUUAUUAUGUUUUCAAGCAACAGACACGUGGUUUUACUAGUAGUAGCUGAUACACUCCUGCAAAUGUCAAAACCAGAAAUGUUAAAAACAGGUGAAGCUGUGCUGCAGUUUCUGCUGCUUAGAUAAAGGUCUUAUGUUAUUUAUUUCUUCUAUUGUCACCACAUAGGUCAUCUGUGUGAUUUGUUAGUAGGAUCUCAUUGUGUCGUCAUACAGCACAUUGAACCCUUGUAUUGUCUUAAUGUCCUGAACACUCCUCCUGUCCUCAGGGUCAGAAAUGACCUGCCUCCACUGAGCCUCUAAAAUAGAGCAGCUUAAUGGAAUUUUUCACCAAAAAUCUAUUUUACAUGAAGAAACAACCUGUCAUGCAUCACACACUUUGUGAAUGCCUGUUUUUGCUUCCUCAGAGGGUAGAAAGACUGUAUUUAAUCAGUGAACACCAUUCGUUUUUAUACCAUUGUUCAUGCUGUAACUGUUUUCUUUCUUUAAGUAGAGGUUUAUUAUCACUAUUAUUGCUGCUAAAGGUACUGCAUAGGUGUAAACAUUUCUUGUUUUGCAAGAGAUAAUACUUCUAUAGCCUAAUAAAGUACCAAAAAUGUGCAGAAGUGAACUUGAAAUGCAUUUUUGAAGGGAAACAACAGUGUACUGUAUACUGUACAAUGGAAUAUAAAACUACAAAACUCAACUACCA